AUGGCGUCUCCGGAACUGAUCAUCGUACAGUUUAUGCGCGAUCAUGUCGUCUUCAGGAAGCCAAACUUGAUUGAAGGUGAUGUACAGGUGCAGACCAAGUUUGAGGUUGAUCCUUGUUGCCUGCUGAAAGAUCUGCUUGAGGAGCUGGAGGUGAGCAACGCGGUGUGGCAGGAGGGGAAGCACCCGAUUGCACGCGACAAGAAGAGCAAGGCGUUCUUCAACCGGCAGCUCGGCAUUGUGGAGCUGUUGGAAGACGAGGAUCUCCGGGAACAGCUGCGAUCUGGAAAGACGCGGGACACCCGUAUCCAGGUGAUGAUCCCGAGCUACAGCGGGCAGCGCACGGAGCAGGUGCUCUCUGGACUGCAGAAUUUGGGCAUUGGCGAAGACGACUCAUUUACGUCAAUCUGGGUGCUGCCGAUGAUCCUGCGUCUGCCCGGCGCGCAGGUCGAGGAGAAGGGCGACGAUGUCAUCAAGGCCCGCGUCACUGUCAUUCAGAUCAUCAACAACCUCAAGUCAUCCGCCGCCCUCACCCUCGACUUCCUUGGUCUCUGCUUCGGCGCAAGCGUGAUUGCGUCCAUCGGUCUUGCACGCGAUGACACCGUCACCACCGUCGCAUCCAUGCUCAUCUCCCCGCUCAUGACGGCUGCGGGCGUCACGGAGCUGUGGCAUCACGACAUCCCCACGUAUUUGGUUGACAAGAAGCACAAGCAGAAGACAGUCAUUCAACUCAUCCACGAUGUUGAACGAAAGAUGCGGCCGGGCCAGACUGUGGAGGAGGCGGCCCGCGAAUUCUUGCAACCGGAACAAGCGGAUCGCGUGCUGGAGUAUUUGGAUUCGUGCGAUCGCAUCAACAGAAUGACCGACCUUGACAUGCGCCGCACAUACAAUCUCAGAACCGCAAAGAACAAGACGUUUGAUGAGCUUUUGGCGCUGCGAGACUUGCUGCACAAGGACGUGCGGCCUGAAGAUCGUCGUCAACAACCCUUCAUACCGCGCAAAACGGAGUUUACGACGAUCCAGCGGCGCGAUGCGCCCGCGUACCCGGCAAUGCAUGAGGACCUGUUCAAGGAGCCGACGGCGGAGGAGCGACUGCUGCAGCAGCGAGAGGCCGAGCGUGCAGCCAGUCUGCACAAGGCACGGAGGGAGACGGGCGGGCUCGGCACGCGGGACACGGCGCAGUUGGUCAUGGACCAAGGGCUGCCCGUCGAUCGGACCGCAGAUACGCGUCGACUGCUACACGUGAAGAAGACGCAAUCCACGCUUCCAAAGGCUUCCUCUGUGUUUGCAUCUGUGUCCGGCGAUUCACAAUCCCAGCAGCAGCAGCAGCAGCAGCAGCAGCAGCAGCAAGGGGAAGAGAAGGGCCCACAGCAACCAGAACAGCAAGUAAGUGCACAGGGUGACUUGCAAGCAAAGCAACAAGACACACAACAGCCACAACAGCCACAGCCACCACGACAAGAUGCACAGCAGCCACAACAGCAGCCACAACAGCAGCCACAACAGCAGCCGCAGACAGAUUCUGACCCACCACCACAAUACGAUCAAGUGCAACAUGCGCAAUCGCCACCACCACCAGCAAACGUCGGAGCAAUUCCUCAGCAGCACGCAGCCUCUCCCUCACAGACACCACCAACAGAGACAACGACGGCAGCACCUACCUCAACACCAACACCAACCUCCGUUCCACAACAACAACAACAACAACAACAACAACAACAACAACAACAACAACAACAACAACAACAACAACAACAACAACAGCAGCAGCAGCAGCAGGGCGAUGCGCGUCACACCAUCGCUGGCGUGACCACAUCUUCAAGUGCAACAGAUGUCCACGACAACGCUGACGACGAUGACAUCACUACCGUCUGAUCUACGUGUGUGCGUGUGUGUGUGUGUGUGUGUGCGCGCGCGCGCGUGUGUGUCUGUGUGUGUGUGUUCGUGUGCAUAUGCACAUGCGUGCUUUCACUUGUUCUCCACGCUUUUGGGUUGAUUGCAUCGCACGCCACGUUCUUCCUUGCUUUCAUUCGUGACUGCCUUCUCACUCGCUCGCUUGCUUCCUGGCUUCCCUUUGUGUAUGAAAGAGCUACAUGUGCGAGGAUGACAUUAACGCCUGACGAAAUGCAACUGAAACCACAAAAGGAGAAGCAACAGCGAGGAAGUUACACAAAGGGGUCACAUGAAGCUGCGAAACACAAAAAUCAAUUGUAAGAAAGCACUUGACAUCUACAACACCAAAACAUGAGUGGCUGCUUGCCUUCGAAGCUCAAAUGCACAAAAGAAACCAAC
Messenger RNA from Salpingoeca rosetta, 2289 nucleotides. RefSeq lists its product as uncharacterized. Lineage: Eukaryota; Choanoflagellata; Craspedida; Salpingoecidae. The record is from RefSeq and is a predicted model, not a curated record. The transcript has 14 exons. The coding region runs from base 1 to 1872 and encodes 623 amino acids.